Messenger RNA from Tarenaya hassleriana, 1498 nucleotides. RefSeq lists its product as uncharacterized. Gene Ontology annotation, molecular function: lipid binding. The transcript has 6 exons. The record is from RefSeq and is a predicted model, not a curated record. Bases 1 to 1320 code for a protein of 439 amino acids. Lineage: Eukaryota; Viridiplantae; Streptophyta; Magnoliopsida; Brassicales; Cleomaceae.
AUGGAUGAGACUUUCUUCGAUCUCAUGGAUUUCCUCAGGAAACCCUCUGUUACUGAGACAUUUGUCGACAUCUUGCUCUGUGCAGUCCCGAUUUGGCUCGCCGUCAUGAUCGGCCUCUUGAUCGGUUGGUCUUGGCGUCCUAGGUGGACCGGUUUGGUCUACCUAGGGUUCCGUUCCAAGCUCCGGUUUCUCUGGACCGCUCCGCCCGGGUUUGGCGCUCGGCGGCUCUGGCUCGCUUUCACCGCUCUAUCGGCUUUCUCUGUCUGCCGAACCAUCUGGUCGCGGCUCGGCUCGAGGGCCAACAAAUCCGUCGGUGGUCCGGCUUCUACUCCGGCUACUGUCGAGGAUGCUCUUCCAAUUGAUGGUCCAGGAAUAGUUUCGAGGCGUAGUGAUGAAAGUGCGGAGAAUGAGCAAGACGUUGUUACAGAGAAUGAUUUGGAGCAUCUGCUGAAUCUGCUUGAAGUCAGGAAUGUAGAUAGGGAAUGGCAAUCCAUGAUGGAAAAAAACACUGGGAAUAUGAGCUACCAGGCUUGGCGUCAUGAACCCGAGACAGGUCCUGUAGUUUACCGCAGCCGGACAGUUUUUGAGGAUGCAACUCCGGAGAUUGUAAGGGAUUUCUUUUGGGACGACGAAUUCCGGCCUAAAUGGGAUCCUAUGCUUUCAUACUUCAAAACUUUGGAAGAGGACCCUCAGUCUGGAGCCAUAAUUGUUCACUGGAUUAAAAAGUUUCCAUUUUUCUGUAGUGACAGGGAAUAUAUCAUUGGUCGGAGAAUAUGGGAGGCUGGGAAUACAUAUUACUGCGUGACAAAGGGUAUACCAUAUCCAGCUCUGCCGAAAAGGGCUAAGCCAAGGCGCAUUGAGCUUUAUUUCUCUAGUUGGGUGAUAAGAGCAGUUGAAUCCCGGAAAAGGGAUGGGCAGAAAACGGCCUGCGAAGUCAUGCUCGUCCACUACGAAGACAUGGGAAUCCCGAAAGACGUAGCGAAGUUAGGCGUCCGUCACGGAAUGUGGGGAGCGGUCAAGAAGCUAAACUCGGGCUUACGAGCCUACCAGAACGCAAGAAAAACAGGCAGUUACCUGUCCCGAAUGGCCGAGAUAGCAGGAAUCACGACCAAACUGAACGCGGAUUCGGUGGAGACAUCUUUAAGAGAUGAAGACAAGACACGAGUUCUGGAUGAAGAGGCGAGAAGACAGAGAGAUCAGUUAAGGGUUGAUUGGAAAUGGAUUGCAAUAGGAGGUUUGGCUCUUGCUUGUGGGCUUCAUUCAGGCGCCAUUGGAAAGGCAUUGCUUGCAGGAGCAGGCCAGAGACUGGCUCGUAGGUGAAGAGGAGAAGAUUCAUAUGAUAUAUUCUUAUAUAUCUUUAUAUUAUGUAUAUGCAUAUGGAAGUUCAUAUCUCCGGAAAUAUGUUGAGAAGGGGCAUUUGUUGAGGCUAUGUUAUGUGUAUGAACUAUGAAGCAAGAGCUCUCACUUUUGUCUUGUUAUGAGUUGGAAUUGACUCCAA